UUUGGUGCCUACUCUUUUGUCUUUAGAUAUGGCUCGUGGACAGCAGAAGAUUCAGUCUCAGCAGAAAAAUGCCAAAAAGCAGGCUGGACAAAAGAAGAAACAAGGACAUGACCAAAAGGCUGCUGCCAAAGCUGCCUUAAUAUAUACCUGCACAGUCUGUAGGACACAAAUGCCUGACCCCAAGACCUUCAAGCAGCACUUUGAGAGCAAGCACCCUAAGACUCCACUUCCUCCAGAAUUGGCUGAUGUUCAGGCAUAAAGUUGUUUACAGGUGAAUUCAUGACACCUUGGACUCUUCUACUGUCUCAGACAUUAGGUAACAAACCUGCAGCUGCUUUUUUAAACAAACUGUUGAUCAGCAAAAAAAUAAAGGGGCUACAGAAACACUCAUUUUUAUGCUGUUCCCUUUGGGCUUCAUGCAAAGACAAUUCUGUGUAAAUGUACAGUUGACUCUGAUGUGGAAAUCUGAAAAAUCAGUCCAUUCUUGUUAUAAAAUUUUUUUACAAUUGUAAUUAUAUUGAUGUUCAUAUUGUGUAAAAUAACUCAUUUAAUAAAGUAGUGCUUUGAUUUUACAACACCACAGGAUAAAUGGUUCUAGAAAUUCUGUUCUAACUUUCCUUAUUAUUUGCCUUAUUAUAAAAAUGAAUUGAUGAGCUAGUGUUGCAAGAGCAGUCCUCCCUUCUCAGCUCAGUGGCAGGCUUGUUAAACUAGAGCAGGCUCACUCGUUAAAUCGUGCACAUGAUUCUACAGCAGCUGAUGCAGGCUAAGGAAUGGCUGAGCUGCUGCUUCCGAGUAUUCACAGUUGCAUGUCAUUUCCUGUGUGUCCAUCUGGGAGUGCCCUGUAGAUGACAGAUCCAGUUCAUAAGACUGGUAGGGUUGCCAGUGAGCCCUUCUGGGCAGCGAAUGAAGGGGCGAUGGGAGCUGUGAAGGCCUGUGUCUCACAUGGGUCUUCGCAGGUUGUUCAGAUUCGUCAUUGGAAAUUGAACUAUAAGUUUUGAAAGAUUUUGAAAGUUAUUUAGCUAAUUUUAUGAAUGGAUUUUUGCAUUAACAAGAAGAUUAAAGUGAUUUGUUCCAGGCUAAUUCCCAGAACAUUCUUUGUCUUUCAAAUAAAACUCUAAUUUUAGAGACUUAGUCUUGCUGGCUCCUGAAAUCAAAGACUGUCUAGUCUGACUUCUACCUGAACUAGCAAAGUGUUCUGCCAGUUAGGACUAGCUCUGCUCUUGUAGUUUACAAGCAAGUCUGCUGUAAAGUUUAAGUUUAGAAAUUGAUGUAGUGGGAAACCCAUUACAUCCUGACAGCCGCUUUGAGCUGCAGCCCUGACCUGUGGAUAACGGGGUUCGGAUCCCUCGUGAUGUAGCCUGGGCAGUUAGUGGACAGCUUAACAUACUCUGACCACCUGGCUCAGGUGCCACUGAAUUUGAAGGAUGGUGUUUCAAGGGAGAAUCUUAGUGCUGGUUCUUUCCACAGCAGCCCUGUCCCCAGCCUCACAUAAGUACAGUUGUCUGUUCCUUAUUUAAUUUCCUGCCUUUCAUAAUUGGUUAUCCUCUGCUAAAAUGUUGCUGACUAGAGUUUUACCUGUUUUUUGUGGAUCUUAGUGACAUUCUAGUUAAAAGGCAAUUUUAGAGCUUUCAAAAGUGCUUUACACAGAUGUAUGUUUCCUUUAGUAACAAACUGGUUAUUUAGAGCCUGUUCACAAUUUUCAGUUUAAUUCUUUUUGUUCGUUUCACUGUUGUAAUUCAGAAUAAAACAUUUUCAAUCUUGUAUUUAACUGUUUUAUGAGCAGCUGAAGACACCAUAUUUCAUUCUGUAUCUCAGUGAUAGGGAAUAGUUGAUGGAUCUUCAUUCUUAGCAUGGGGAUUGCCAGCAUGGUCCUAUUUUGUGUUUCAGUUAAAUCUGCUGUAAGGAGAAAAAUGACAGCUCAAACAUCUCUGUAAUUUAAUUUGGAGAUUAUCUUAACAGACAAGUUUGUUUAGAAACUGUGUUGGUGUCUUCAAAGGUGAUAUAAAAUAGCAAGGGACUGAUCUGAUUGUAUUCUGUAUUUACGUUAGUUGUCGAAAGGAAUGGGGUUCACAUUAAGCCUGUUUCCAUUCUCACCUCCCAUGUUUAGCUGACACACUUGGGACCUCACUGUGCUGUAAUGUCUUAUUAAAGAAGAUGUUAAAAUGAAA
Rattus rattus (black rat) is the source of this 2168-nucleotide messenger RNA. RefSeq names its product zinc finger protein 706 (gene Znf706). The transcript is spliced from 3 exons. The coding region runs from base 29 to 259 and encodes 76 amino acids. The record is from RefSeq and is a predicted model, not a curated record. Lineage: Eukaryota; Metazoa; Chordata; Mammalia; Rodentia; Muridae.